This is a messenger RNA of Xenopus laevis (African clawed frog), 1868 nucleotides long. RefSeq lists its product as uncharacterized. Gene Ontology annotation, molecular function: oxidoreductase activity, acting on paired donors, with incorporation or reduction of molecular oxygen, reduced flavin or flavoprotein as one donor, and incorporation of one atom of oxygen; oxidoreductase activity, acting on paired donors, with incorporation or reduction of molecular oxygen; monooxygenase activity. Gene Ontology annotation, cellular component: cytoplasm; endoplasmic reticulum membrane. Gene Ontology annotation, biological process: epoxygenase P450 pathway; xenobiotic metabolic process. Lineage: Eukaryota; Metazoa; Chordata; Amphibia; Anura; Pipidae. The record is from RefSeq and is a predicted model, not a curated record. The coding region runs from base 26 to 1603 and encodes 525 amino acids. The transcript has 10 exons.
AACUGGUGUUUUAGCCACUGCCUGGAUGGGUUGCCACAGCCGAGUGUUGGGAAGGCAGAACAGACGGUGCAGCUGGCGCAAGAGGAAUAUAUCUCAGGAAAAGAAAAGAAUCAUGGAAAUCUACUCUGUCCUGACUUUGUUCUUCAUCUUCCUGCUCACCCUCCUCUUCCUCUCCUCUCUGUGGAGACAACAGAAGAGAUCUCAUGUCCUACCCCCAGGCCCAACCCCAAUCCCACUUCUAGGCACCCCCAGUUACUUAACCCGUGAUGGAAUUAUCAGGUAUUACCCAGAGUUCCACAAGAAAUACGGCACAAUGUUCACCCUGUGGCAAAUGACGGACCCAGUUGUGGUUCUGUGUGGUUACGACACGGUGAAGGACGCUCUGAUCAACCACGCGGAGCAGUUCAGUGAUCGCCCGGUGUAUCCGGUGGUUGAAAAAUACACCAAAGGAUUCACAUUUAUGACUGCCAAUGAUCACUGGCGGGAGUUCCGGAGAUACAUCCUGACAACUCUGAGGAACAUCGGGAUGGGGAAACAGACCUUGGAGGAGAAAUGUCUGAAGGAGGCCGAGCAGCUGGUAGAGGCUAUGGCUGAGAAGGGAGGAAAACCCUUUAACCCAUCCCACCUGCUGGGCUGUGCCGUGUCCAACAUCAUCGGGGCUGUUCUCUUUGGGCAGCAGUUGGACUACAGAGACAAGAAACUCCUGGACCUCAUGACAAACACCAGGAAACAUGUCAGCAAUAUCAUGUCCAUGAAGCAUCAGAUCUGCAACAUGUUCCCACUGCUGUUAAAGUUGCCCUACCUGAACCAGAUCCUGGUCAAAAACAGCCUGUACCUGGUGGCCCAUGUGAGGGAGCAGUUGGACUUCCACAAGCAGACUCUGGACACCAGCACCCCCAGGGACUUCAUUGACCAUUUUCUACUCAAGAUAAAAGAGGAGUUUGGGAAAGCAGAUUCCAAGUUCCAUGAGUUGAGUCUGACGACGUAUAUCUCCGGUCUGCUCGUAGCCGGGAUCGACACCACCACUUCCACCCUCAAGUUCUGUGUCACCCUCAUCGCACACUUGCCCCACAUUCAGGCAAAAGUACAAAAAGAGAUCGAUGAUGUAACGGGGUCCCAGCGCCCCCCAGGAAUAAGUGACCGACCCCGGAUGCCUUACACCAAUGCCGUGAUUCAUGAACUGCAGAGGCACUUGGAUCUGGCCCCAGCAGCGUUAUUUCAUGCGCUAACGGAAGAUACCAAGUUCCAUGGCUACACCUUCCCCAAGGGCACCCGGAUCAUCCCGUACCUCUCCUCAGUGCUCUUCGACCCGACCCAGUGGGAGACCCCACAUGAAUUCAACCCGGGGCAUUUUCUUGAUGAGAAGGGACAGUUUCGGGCAAAGCCGGCUUUCAUGGCAUUUUCUGCAGGGAAGCGCGAGUGCCUGGGGGUGAAUUUGGCUCGGAUGGAGAUUUUCCUCUUCUUCUCGGCUCUGCUCCAGAAAUUCUCCUUCUCUUCAGUCUCUGGGGCCCAAAUGGACAUGAAAUCUCUCAGGUUAAAUAAGGAUGAGAUGAUCAAAUCCUAUGAGAUCCGCGCUGUCCCUCGCUCCUCCCAACCCACCUGAUUGGAUGAUCAUUUGUUAUGCUCAACCCUAAUUGGUACUUGAUGCCCCUAUGGUCCAUGUAUUUCUCUCCUAUAUAAACACUGACCCAGCUCUGUGCACAAAACAUUUUGGAUUUCACAAGGAUCAGCCCAGAGGCCAAUUCCCAUGUAACAAAUCAACAGAACGAGUUUCCUACAUGUUAUAUUCUACACGCUACAUGUCAUAUUACAUGUCAUAGUGUCAUAAUGUCUAUAGUGAGAAAAUUGAAAAGAUUUUCUUAAUUUCA